AUGCUUCUUAGACUGAGAGGGCCCGACGGCAUGAGCCGUUUGACCAUCGACAAGGACGCCUCAUUUGGCGAGCUUGGUAGAUUGCUGCUUCCGACCCUUCCAAAAACCGUUGACCCGAACACCAUCACACUUUCCAAUGCCCCGACAGGCGGCGAUGCCAAGAACCUGACCGAUAUUGCAUCUUUCAAGGUCGGGCAAAUUGGACUGAAACAUGGCGACCUCAUUUUCAUCAGCUAUCGGCACCAGGACAGCCAGGCGAAUGGUGAUACCAACGGCACCCAGCCGCCCCUCGCAUCGUCGAACCGCCUCAACGGCAAGCCAAUCCUCCCCACUGAAGACCUGCCAAUCGAUCCCUUGCCUGUGACAUCGCCGUCCGAGAAAAUCAAGAAUCCCUGGGAAGUGGUCAAGCAGCACCCGUUGGACGAUCGCCUAGAUAAGAAGGAUGGCAAGAUCCCGAGAGGACGCGACAAGAUGUGCCGCCAUGGUCCGAAGGGCAUGUGCGACUACUGCAUGCCUUUGGACCCUUUCAACGCCAAGUACCUCGACGAAAAGAAGAUCAAGUAUCUGUCAUUCCACUCAUAUCUUCGUAAAAUCAAUUCCGCCACGAACAAACCCGAGCUCGGAAGCUCUUUCAUUCCACCCCUGGCCGAACCAUACUUCAGAGUCAAGCGAGACUGCCCUUCCGGGCACCCUCAGUGGCCUGAAGGUAUUUGCACCAAGUGCCAGCCCAGCGCCAUCACGCUGCAGCCUCAGUCAUUCCGGAUGGUCGAUCACGUAGAGUUCUCGUCACCAGUAAUUAUCGACACCUUCAUUGACGCAUGGAGGAAGACGGGCGGCCAAAGACUGGGUAUCAUGUACGGGCGGUACACUGAAUACGAAGUUGUGCCUCUUGGUAUCAAAGCAGUAGUGGAAGCCAUCUAUGAGCCACCUCAGGUUGACGAGGUGGAUGGCAUCUCGCUGAACGCCUGGGAGAACCAGAAUGAUGUCGACGAAGUUGCACGGUUGUGCGGAUUGCAGCAGGUUGGCGUCAUCUUUACUGACCUUCUCGACGCUGGGGCUGGUGACGGAUCAGUUGUGUGCAAGCGACACGCUGAUUCGUACUUUUUGUCCUCUCAAGAAAUCUGUUUCAUCUCACGCUUGCAAGCUCAGCACCCGAAGCCUACCAAGUGGAGCGAUACUGGGAAAUUUGGCUCCAACUUCGUCACAUGCAUUAUUUCAGGCAAUGAGUCGGGAGAGAUAUCAAUCUCAGCAUACCAAGCAUCUAAUGAUGCCGUCGAGAUGGUACGUGCGGAUAUCGUCGAGCCCUCGGCCGAUCCCAACGCCAUGCUCGUCCGGGAAGAAGAGGAGGACGACGGAUCUACCAGCCGAACCAGAUACAUCCCUGAGGUUUUCUACCGCAGGAUCAACGAGUACGGCGCUAACGUCCAAGAGAACGCGAAGCCCACGUUUCCUGUCGAGUAUCUUUUUGUGACUUUGACACACGGUUUCCCGGACCAUUCCAAGCCCACCUUCACACAACUAGGUUUCCCCAUCGAGAAUCGCGAAUAUAUGGGCGAAAGCCAGGAGCACUCUGCUGCAUCUAGGCUUCUCAAGUUCUCCGGAGGCCAGAAGCCGGCGGAAGGCGGUCUGGAAACGUCCAACUUCCAUCUGCUGUGUUUCAUCCACCAGAUGGGUAUCCUUUCGAAGGACGAGGAGUCGCUGUUGUGCCGUGUUGCAUCGCAGCACGACCUCGCUGAUACCUAUCAGCUGCGAUCUACCGAAGGCUGGCAGACUUUGCAGGCCAUCCUGCAAUCGACCGGUGAGCGAAUCCCCAAGCGCCCACGGCAGUCCGAGGGCCAUCCCGCUUCCAAUGAAUUGCAUGAUUCUUCUCGCCGCCAGUCCGGCACCACGGAACCACUUGCUAAACGAUUUGCUGCCUUCAGGCUGAACGAGCGUCGCCCACCUCGGUAA
Messenger RNA from Colletotrichum graminicola M1.001, 1950 nucleotides. Its product is annotated as NPL4 family protein. The coding region runs from base 1 to 1950 and encodes 649 amino acids. Gene Ontology annotation, cellular component: nucleus. NCBI's taxonomy places the organism in Eukaryota, Fungi, Ascomycota, Sordariomycetes, Glomerellales, Glomerellaceae. The transcript is spliced from 4 exons. Gene Ontology annotation, biological process: ubiquitin-dependent protein catabolic process. Gene Ontology annotation, molecular function: ubiquitin binding; ubiquitin protein ligase binding. The record is from RefSeq and is a predicted model, not a curated record.